This is a messenger RNA of Larimichthys crocea (large yellow croaker), 1457 nucleotides long. It is a transcript of the gene mogat3b, whose product is annotated as monoacylglycerol O-acyltransferase 3b. The record is from RefSeq and is a predicted model, not a curated record. Gene Ontology annotation, biological process: triglyceride biosynthetic process. The transcript has 9 exons. Lineage: Eukaryota; Metazoa; Chordata; Actinopteri; Sciaenidae. Gene Ontology annotation, cellular component: endoplasmic reticulum membrane. Gene Ontology annotation, molecular function: diacylglycerol O-acyltransferase activity. The coding region runs from base 170 to 1246 and encodes 358 amino acids.
ACUGCUGCUGUUUUUCACAUUAAAAGCCUUCCUUUGGUUCAGGCUGCAGGAAGGCUUUUAUUGUGAAACAUCUGCAGGAAGUGUCACUAACAGCUUCACACAGAGAAAACACACUCAGCUGAUUGAUUUGAGAUAGUUUCUGGGGAGUGGAUCUGUUAUCAGCAGCUUGAUGAUCUGGUCAAAGUGCGUCCUGCACGUCCUGUGUGGACUCGGUGAAUCUGCAUCCAGUCCGCUCAGCUCGGAGAAGCGUUCAGGAAUGACUGAAGGGAAGAGUCAGUGGAAGGAGUUUGUGGAGGCGGUCAGUGUUCUGCAAUGGGUGCUGUCCUUCCUCUUCUUAGGACUGACCUGCAUCAUCCUGAUGGUGUACCUCAUGUUCACCUCGCUGUGGCCGCUCCCCGCUCUCUACUUCACCUGGAUGGUGCUGGCCGACUGGCAGACACCUGAAAGAGGAGGGAGGAAGAUGACGUUCGUGAGGAGGUGGAGGGUCUGGGAUCACUACAGAGAUUAUUUUCCUGUCAAACUCGUGAAGACCGCCGAGCUGAGCCCGGACAAGAACUACGUCCUGGGUUGUCAUCCUCACGGCAUCAUGAGCGCCGGGGCCUUCUCCUGCUUCUCCACAGAGAGCAGCGGCUUCGCUCAGACGUUUCCCGGGAUGCGAGCUCGCCUGGUGGUCCUGGCGGGAAUGUUCAGGAUCCCUCUCUUCAGGGAGUACUUAAUGUGUGCAGGUAUUUGUCCAGUCAGCAGACCGAGCCUUGUCCACCUCCUGUCAAAGACGGGGAAGGGGAACGCGGUGGUGAUCAUCAUAGGGGGCGCUGCAGAGUCUCUGUCAUCGUGUCCUGGAGCCAACACACACACAGUGGUGGUGAAGGACAGGAAGGGGUUUGUCCGGGUCGCCCUGGAGUUCGGGGCUGAUCUGGUGCCGGUCUACUCAUUCGGGGAGAACGAGCUCUUUCAGCAGGUGAUCUUCUCAGACGGCAGCCUCGGUCGGAGGUUACAGGACCUGUUCAAGAGGAUCGUGGGUUUCGCUCCCUGUCUGUUCGUCGGUGAGCGCAUGGCGUUCCUGCCCUACAGGACUCCGGUCACCACUGUCGUGGGGAGUCCGAUCCCAGUGCCAAGGCGAGUCACGCCUACUCAGGAGGAGGUGGACCACUAUCACAGACUGUACAUGGAGGGACUGUCCAAGUUAUUCCACCAACACAAGGUCAGCUGUGGACUCCCUGAAAGUCACAAGCUUCGGAUCAUUUAGACAUUUCUGUCCCACAUGAACAGUUUCUCUGCUCCUGUGACGGGAACACGUCGACCCUGACGCUCUCUGGAUUUAAUUUAUUGAAAUCAUUAAAGCUGCGACGAACACGCUUCAGGACUCGUGUGUUUCUAAUGUGAUCAGAGUGAAAAAGCAACAUGUGAACAAUAAAAAGUGAUGCUGGUCAAAAUGUUUGCAUGCUUGUGUUUUCAUA